Molecule: messenger RNA, 2006 nt
Organism: Sinocyclocheilus grahami
Lineage: Eukaryota; Metazoa; Chordata; Actinopteri; Cypriniformes; Cyprinidae
Product: prosaposin-like
Exons: 12
Biological process (GO): sphingolipid metabolic process
Cellular component (GO): lysosome
Source: RefSeq, a predicted model, not a curated record
CACUGCCAGCAGAACGUGUGGAACAAGCCUCAGAUGAAAUCUGUGCCAUGUGAUCUGUGCAAAGAGGUGUUGAUGGUGGUGGAGCAGCUUUUGAAGGACAAUGCCACAGAGGGCGAACUCCUCGGAUACAUGGAGAAGGCCUGUCAGCUGAUCCCUGAUGAGGGCCUGGCUGACCAGUGUAAGGAGCUUGUUGACAACUACUUACCCAUUCUCAUGGGCAUCAUCGAAGGAGAGCUGGAUGACCCCGGUGUGGUGUGCAGUGCUAUGGGCCUGUGUGUGUCCCAGCAGGCAACUCUGGCUAAAGCUCAGCUCAUGUCCAAUGAGAUCCCUGAGGUGGACCUGAACCAGCGUGUCAACCCCUUCCUGCUCAACAUCCCUCAGCUGCUUUACCCUCAAGAGAAUACCAAGAAGGAGACCCCCAAACAGACUGGUGGAGAUGUGUGCCAGGACUGUGUUACGUUCAUCUCUGACACUCAGGAGGACGCCAAAGCCAAUUCCUCAUUUAUCAACACUCUACUCGCACGGGUGGAGAGCCAGUGUGAGCUGCUGGGACCUGGCAUGUCUGAUAUGUGCAAGGAGUACAUUAGCCAGUAUGGACCAUUGGUCUUUCAACAGCUUAUGUCUAUGGUAAGUGAUUUUUGCUUUUUUUUUUUUUUUUUUAUUCUGGUGCAAGUACGUGACUCUCCUCAGUGUGCCAUCUGUGAGUUUGUGAUGAAGGAAAUUGAGGACAUGGUUCAGGAUCACACAUCUGAGGAAGAGAUUGUGCAGGCUGUGGAGAAAGUCUGUGACAUUUUACCCUCCACGCUCACAGCUCAGUGCAAGGACCUGAUUGAUACCUACGGCCAGGCCAUCAUUGAACUGCUUGUGCAGGAGGCCGAUCCAAAAACCAUCUGCUCUUUCCUUGCUCUCUGCAAUGGGGUCAGCCAUGUCUCUGUAAUGGACAAGCAACGAUUUGAGGCGGGUGGCUUCUGUGAUGUGUGUAAGAUGGCAGUGCAUUAUGUGGACGGGAUCCUGGAGCAGAACGCCACUCAGGCCGAGAUCGAGGAGGCUGUGCUAAAGGUCUGCGACUUCUUGCCUGAUGCUGUCAGAGAUGAGUGUAACCAGCUCAUUGAGCAGUAUGAGCCUCUGCUGGUGCAGCUGCUGCUCCAGACGCUGGAUCCUGACUUUGUCUGCAUGAAGCUGGGAGCAUGUCCUGAGGCAGUGCAGAGGCUGCUGGGAUUGGAGCAGUGCAGCUGGGGACCAUCAUACUGGUGUAAGAAUGUGGAGACCGCUUCUCGCUGUAACGCCUUGGACCACUGCAGGCGUCACGUGUGGAGCUAAAGAAUGAGCAGAGCGUUCCACAAUCUUCGGAAACUAAAGGGGAAUUGCUGUAGAGCUGCUUUUCUGUUGUGAAAUCAAUAUUUGGGUUUUCUUUAAAAAGUGACAACGGUCAGCUAAUUUAACAGCCUUGUUUCAGGGGAAAGAAAGCUUUUACUGAAAGGACGUGUGUAUUUUGAGGGGGUUGGGAAUGGCAGGUGUAGUUAUAUGGGAAAUACUUGCACUGAAACUGUUUUGUUUGGCGCUAUUUUGGGGACUUGUUUUUAGAAGUAAUAUUCUUAGUUGUACAACAUUGGUUUCUUUAAAUAUGCACAGAGCAUGAGUUCAUAUGGAAAUAGAUUGUGCUUUUAUCAGAAGAGGUGGUCGGUGACCCCUGAGAAUGAAGAUGAAAUGCUUUGGAUGCUCUAAUACCCCUGCCUCCCUCUUUAACUGCAAAUGCACCUGCAAGGCCAGUGAUUUAAAUCUUUGUUUUUAAUGGGUGACACUUUUGGUCCUAAUGGAAGUCAAUUCUCUUUAACUGUCAUUUUGUCUAUUAAUGAUCUGAAGGGGGCAGUGAUGUUGACAUUCUUCAUUUGUUCCCACUAACUGAUGGCCGUCACUGAUUGAUCGGUCACUGCUACCUAAAUGUCAGAUUUUAUCCUUGUGCUUCACACUGUUCAGACUGAGCCUUUUGUUUUUGUUUUUUUUAA